Carica papaya (papaya) is the source of this 1328-nucleotide messenger RNA. Lineage: Eukaryota; Viridiplantae; Streptophyta; Magnoliopsida; Brassicales; Caricaceae. The record is from RefSeq and is a predicted model, not a curated record.
GACAGUGUCAUCUCCAUCCUCUAAUAAAAAGAGCCAUAAGAAGGUGCCAGUCACUUGUUCAGGUGUGUCUGCUAGGCAACGAAGAAUUAAUUCAAAGAAAAGAAUUGUGAGCCAAAAACCAACGGUACAACUUAGUGCCUCUAAGCAGCUAAGAUCACUCAUUAGUCCAGAGCUCCUUCAAAAUCGCUUCAAGGGCUAUGUAAAAGGUGUAGUAAGUGAAGAGAUGCUCAGCCACUCGGAAGUAGUUCGCCUGUCAAGGAAAAUCAAGACCGGACUUUCCUUGGAGGAGCGAAAAUCAAGAUUGAAGGAGAAAUUGGGGUGUGAGCCCACAGAUGAACAGCUUGCAACUUCCUUGAUGAUUUCUCGCACUGAAUUACAAUCAAAAUUAAUUGAAUGCCAUCUUGCUAGAGAAAAAUUGGCAAUGAGCAAUGUUCGUCUGGUGAUGUCCAUAGCUCAAAGAUAUGAUAACAUGGGUGCCGAAAUGGCUGACCUUGUCCAGGGUGGUUUAAUUGGACUUCUACGUGGUAUCGAGAAAUUUGAUUCUUCAAAGGGUUUCAGAAUUUCAACUUAUGUAUAUUGGUGGAUACGUCAGGGAGUUUCAAGAGCAUUAGUUGAGAACUCAAGAACUUUAAGGUUGCCUACUCACUUGCAUGAAAGAUUGGGUUUAAUCCGGAAUGCAAAGAUAAGACUGGAAGAGAAAGGAAUAAUACCAUCAAUCGAUAGGAUUGCAGAAAGUCUGAACAUGUCCCAGAAGAAAGUUAGGAAUGCCACUGAGGCAGUCAGUAAAGUCUUCUCACUUGACAGAGAUGCAUUUCCUUCUUUGAACGGACUUCCAGGAGAAACACAUCAUAGUUACAUUGCCGAUCCCCACCUGGAGAACAAUCCAUGGCAUGCAUUUGAUGAGUGGGCACGUAAGGAUGAAGUAAACAGGCUCAUUGAUGUGACACUUGGAGAACGAGAAAGGGAGAUUAUACGCCUUUAUUAUGGUCUAGAUAAGGAUUGUCUUACAUGGGAGGACAUUAGUAAACGGUGAGUAAUAAAACUUCAAUUUUUUCCGUGAAAAGUUUGUACCCAAGUGAUGUAUAAACGCUUUGGUUGGUAAUGCAUUUAUUGUUAAGGGGCUUAUCAGAAUGAUGGAAUCUUAAUUACCACCUAAGUCGCCAUCUUCUGGAAGCUGGAAUCAUAUAGUGUUUAUUUGGGAGAAGUGCACACAUUACUUCCAAGGUGGUUAUACUUGGAAACAAGACUGUCAAAUUGCUUCCAUAAUUUGUUAAGAAACCUUCCACUUUUUAGUAUAAUUGGAGCAUGAAAUGCUAAGGUAGAGAACU